Messenger RNA from Diaporthe amygdali, 390 nucleotides. RefSeq lists its product as uncharacterized. The transcript has 4 exons. Lineage: Eukaryota; Fungi; Ascomycota; Sordariomycetes; Diaporthales; Diaporthaceae. The coding region runs from base 1 to 390 and encodes 129 amino acids. The record is from RefSeq and is a predicted model, not a curated record.
AUGAAAUGCUUCAUAAGAAUUUUUGCGGUCGUUGCUGUCAUCAUGGCAUACGAACGCAAGAUGGCUAUUGCGUCGGACGAGAGGAUGGCGACGCUCUGUUUCGACGAGCUCGUGAACUUUCCAUACAUUAACACUUGUUUCUACAAGCCGACCACGACUCAUCUUGGGCAAUGCAACUUCUUGGCCCACCUUUUCGACGGCAUUCAUUGUAACGAUCCGCCCAUCCUCAAAUUCCCACCAACAAAGAUUACAGUUGACGACCCUUAUACAUGCUAUCUUUUCAAAGCCGAGAACUGCACAGCGGAGCGCGGCGUCGCCAACAAGAACGAGAAUGUCUCUGGUAGUCACCAAAUCCUUGAUUUCUUGAAGGAUUUUCGGCAAGUGCCGUGA